This is a messenger RNA of Syngnathus acus (greater pipefish), 2402 nucleotides long. It is a transcript of the gene foxh1, whose product is annotated as forkhead box H1. Gene Ontology annotation, molecular function: sequence-specific DNA binding; DNA-binding transcription factor activity. Gene Ontology annotation, biological process: regulation of DNA-templated transcription. NCBI's taxonomy places the organism in Eukaryota, Metazoa, Chordata, Actinopteri, Syngnathiformes, Syngnathidae. The transcript is spliced from 3 exons. The record is from RefSeq and is a predicted model, not a curated record.
UACAGGUUUAGUGGCAUAUACACAAGUCCCUCCCCAGCCCCCCCGUGGUGAUCAGUCAUCCUGCUCUCAGAUAACGCGUCAUUCUCUUCUCGAUUACGCAGCGGGAUUUACAUGAAACUGUUAAUUGUUUGCUCUUCAAAUAGUCGGCCUGGAGCCAGCAGUCUGCCACAAGUUAAGGACCGACUCUUUGAGCGCCCACCCCCAACCCCCCACUCUAUCCCUACCUCUCCGUCCUCCUGUCUGGACGUGCUGGAAGAAUCAGCAUGACAAAACAUUAGUCGGGGCACAACCUGAUGGCACCACCCGCUCUCUCAAACCUCCGAAACCACCAGCUCGACUUGAGCUGGGAUGCGCAGCCGACUUAUCCGCCUGGCCACGUUGCGUGGAGCUCCGCAGCUCGCCACUGGAGUAACCAGCAUUCGGCCCAGAUGGUCCCCCGGUACCCGCCACCGAGCUUCGAGACGCCCGCAGUGGCGCACCCGCAGGAGCACAUGAGCGGUGCAUUCAUGGAUAAACUUGUAGAACCAGAACCGUCGCACGGGAGAUCUCACGAUGCUGACCCCAAACUAAAAGCCGCUACCCGGGAUGCGUGGAGCGGUGACCGGGGGACAACCAGUGCAAGAGGGGGCAAGAAGAAAAAUUACCAGCGGUACCCCAAACCACCAUACUCGUACCUUGCAAUGAUUGCCAUGGUGAUUCAACGCUCUCCAGAGAAGAAGCUGACGUUAUCUGAGAUUCUGAAGGAGAUCAGUACCCUCUUUCCAUUCUUCAAGGGGAGCUACAAAGGCUGGAGGGAUUCUGUGCGACACAACCUGUCUUCAUACAACUGUUUUGUUAAGGUGUUAAAAGAUCCCAGCAAGCCUCAGGGCAAAGGUAACUUCUGGGCCGUGGAGCUGAGCUGCGUUCCCAUGGAGCUCUUAAAGAGGCAGAACACGGCCGUGUCCCGCCAGGAUGAGACCAUCUUUGCUCAGGAUCUGGCCCCUUACAUCUUCCAGGGACACAAGAUAGAUUUGGAACCACCGCCGCCCACUGACCCCGUGACCACUCUCCCUCCCAUGCAGCCCAGUAACCUCUCCCCACCCCAGGAGGACUCAUUCCGGCCCAAACUGGACUCAUCCUUCGCUAUUGACUCUUUGCUCCACAGCCUUCGCCCUAAUAGUGGUUCAGAGGUUGUGGACAUGAGAGACUGCUGGGGCGAGACUGAGCGCCCCCAGUUAUCGCCCCCUCCGCACCCUCGCUACGCUUCCUCCGCCCGCAGUGUUUCUGCCAGCUCAGCUAGCCCAGCGUCCACCUCCUCUUUUUCUUCUGAGGAAGACUGGAAGUGGGUGUCUCUUCAUGGCAAGCGUCUCCCCCCUGAUGGUCAAGCAGGGUACGAGGAAUACAAACCUCCUCUGCAAAAGUCAGCACGACGGGAUGCUAUUGCAGUCCCUUGGGAGCUGCCCACCUCCUAUACCAAAUACGCCCCACCCAAUGCGGUCGCCCCGCCAAGCACGCGGUUCAACAGCGGGUCGCUAAUGCCCCUACACGGUGGACUUCCUCUUUACGGCUACGGGAGCUCUCAUAUGGCGCCGGGUCACUUUCUGGGCCACACCUACUGGCCCAUCCUUCCUAGCGGACGGGUUUCCGUCCAACCCACUCCGCUCAUGAUGGACUUGGACAACAUGCUUAAGUCUGUGCCACCAAAUAAGAGUGUGUUUGACGCACUAAUGGCUCCCAAUCAAGACUCGCAUCACCAAGCAGCCAGUCAAUACUCCCUGCAGAAUGGGUUAUCCUUAAACCGGUACUCUCAGUACUGACUCGGUGGAGCUAGGGCCUCUUUUUUACUGUCACUUUAUCGCAAUGACAUCAGUUUGUACCAAAAAAAAAAGUAUUCAUAAUUGAAACUACCUUAAAAGAUGCAACCAAAGCAGAUCUACUUGAAUCCUACAAGUAAAACAAUUUGCAUAUUCCCGCAUCACAUCACCGCACUGCCGGACUUACUAGGGCAGUUUUUCAUUAGCAAGAUUGUUUUUAUUAGACAGCUGAAUGUGUUUUGUACUGACUUUUACGGUUGUUUGAAAGGAACAAGGCAGUAAACGGUGCGUAGAAUAAAAUCUUGCGGCAUUACAAACUCAUUAAACACAUUACAUUUAUCCUGCUUUAAUAAUGCAGUGAAGGCACACAAGUGCCUGAUGAAUUGUUUACACUCUAUUGCGACAUGCACGGAUCACUCAGACUUAUUAUAUGUAGCGGUUUGAAUGUCCCUUUAAAUAUUUCUCAGGUUUACCGUUGUUUUUUUUUUCUUUUUCAAACUGUUAAACCACUACCUCGAGUUUUUAUACUGUCGACGAUGUAGACUUUGCACAGUGGGUUAAUUUGCACUCUUUUGAAGUCAUGAGAUUGUCUAUCAAAACAAAAGUAUU